UUUGUAUCUGCUUCAGAGCGGAUUCAACCGCCAAGUAAGUUACAUUUUGCCAUGUCACGCUAAAUAAGUUUGAGACCAGUUUAUUUAUAUGAAAGUGGAUUGUGUGGGCACAGAGACAAAUGCCGCUGGAUAUAUGAUUUGAAAUGAGAGCCUGUCGUGUUUUUUGAAGGUAGUUCCCGGUGAUUUUUGAGCCGCUGUUAUUACUGUAUAGCUAAUGUUACACAGUGAAGCCAGUAGCCUCAUGUUUUCGUCAAGCCAAGAGGAGCACUGCGCCCCGUCCAAAGACCCAGUGAAAUACGGGGAGCUGGUGGUGCUGGGGUACAAUGGCUCUCUGCCCAACGGAGAUCGGGGUAGACGGAAAAGCAGAUUUGCGCUAUACAGGAGGACCAAAGCCAAUGGUGUUAAGCCGAGCACCGUGCACAUCCUCAACACACCCCAGGCAAGCAAGGCUGUGAACUGUAAAGGCCAACACAGCAUCUCCUACACGCUGUCCAGGAACCACACGGUCGUGGUGGAGUACUGCCAUGAUAAGGACACGGACAUGUUUCAGAUUGGGCGUUCCACUGAGAGCCCCAUAGACUUUGUGGUGACUGACACAGUAGCAGGAGGCCAGGAGGGAGAGGAGACUCCCAUCACACAGAGCACCAUCUCCCGUUUUGCCUGCCGAGUUGUCUGCGAGCGCAUCCCGCCUUUCACCGCUCGCAUCUACGCAGCUGGUUUUGAUUCUUCUAAAAACAUCUUCCUUGGGGAGAAAGCUGCAAAAUGGAAGAACCCUGACGGUCACAUGGACGGACUAACAACCAAUGGUGUGCUGGUAAUGCACCCCAAGGGUGGUUUCACGGAGGAGUCGAAGCCUGGCGUAUGGAGAGAGAUCUCUGUUUGUGGGGAUGUUUACACACUAAGAGAGACCCGCUCAGCACAGACUCCAGGCAAACUGGUGGAGCAUGAGAGUAACAUACUGCAGGACGGCUCCCUGGUGGAUCUAUGUGGAGCCACUUUGCUGUGGCGUACUGCAGAAGGCCUCUUUCACACUCCCACUCAAAAGCAUCUGGAGGCUCUCAGGCAGGAGAUCAACGCCGGGCGCCCCCAGUGCCCCGUGGGUCUCAACACUCUCGCCUUUCCCAGCAUGCAACGCACCCGUGCCCUCUCCUCCCUGGAGGACAAGCAGCCUUGGGUCUACUUGGCCUGCGGCCACGUGCACGGCCACCACAACUGGGGCCACCGUUCAGAGCAGGAGCCCAACACUCAGCGAGAGUGUCCCAUGUGCCGGGUGGUCGGGCCCUAUGUGCCACUGUGGCUGGGCUGCGAGCCGGCCUUCUACGUGGACACAGGUGCACCCACACACGCCUUCGUGCCAUGUGGACACGUGUGUUCGGAGAAGUCGGUCAAGUACUGGGCGGAGAUCCCUCUGCCCCACGGCACCCACGCCUUCCACGCCGCCUGCCCCUUCUGUGCCACCCAGCUCAGCCUCACUCAGGGCUUUUCCAAGUUAAUCUUCCAGGGCCCGGUGGACUGAGCUGAAGAGUCCUGCUCCGGCAGAGAAGAUUAGACAGGAAUGCUAACAUGCUGUGAAACUGUUGAAAUUAUUUUGUGCUUUCUUUUGUUCAUGUAAGCCAGCUGUGGAAAGGAGUAAGUCUUCUGGUCAUAUACUGUGGAUUCUGCACAACAGAGAGCCAUUACAGAUUGUUCAGGGCCUCUCGUGGCUAUUGUGAUGGCCACUGCGGGAUACAGAGACGUGGAGCACACUGGACCACAGAUGCCUUGCUCCUCCAGAAUGAAAUACUGUUUCAGCUGUCCUGCGAACCAACCGCUUUAAACACGGCUGUUUUAAACUACGCUCACUGCUGGUUUUUCAUCAGAGGGACGUUACAUUUAAGGUUGUAGAAGGAAUGAAUUGAUUUUAUUCAUGAAACAGACUGAACCAGAUCACAUUGGUGUGUUUGGGUCUGUUGGGAAAGAAAAAAGGGCGGAGGGUUUAUAGUUCAAUUCCUGGUGGGUCUGAGACAAAGUUUUUACAGAGCCAGACAGCUGGACUGUUGGCUGGGAGAAAAGCCGGGGGGCUAACUAGCUACGUGCUCCUCAUCGCCCCUGUUGGCCCUGAACCCCUAACGGCAUCUAGACCACGUAGCUCUCUCGGCUUCCGUUUGCUGAACACACUUUGAGGAGGGGGGGG
This is a messenger RNA of Cottoperca gobio, 2173 nucleotides long. It is a transcript of the gene peli2, whose product is annotated as pellino E3 ubiquitin protein ligase family member 2. Gene Ontology annotation, biological process: protein polyubiquitination; regulation of Toll signaling pathway. Gene Ontology annotation, molecular function: ubiquitin protein ligase activity; protein binding. Bases 215 to 1516 code for a protein of 433 amino acids. The record is from RefSeq and is a predicted model, not a curated record. The transcript is spliced from 6 exons. NCBI's taxonomy places the organism in Eukaryota, Metazoa, Chordata, Actinopteri, Perciformes, Bovichtidae.